ACUGUUACGGAAUUGUGAGAAAAACAAAUAGCAACGGAAACAAAGAAAGCGAAGAACAAACACACAAUUAACGUGGAAACCCUUGACGGGAAAAACCACGGGCAGGGAGAAGCAAAUCCAAUAUCGAAAGAUUGGUACAAAAGGUGAGCCGAAUUGUGCGAUACCUUGAAACCCUAAUUACAGCCGAAAACUAAAUAUAUAUAGUACAGAAGAAACCCUAAAAUUGAACAGGUCCGUAUCUAAGGUUGCUUAAAAUUUAUAAUUUUGAUGAGGAAGAGAAAUGCAAACUGAAAUUCCCUUAAGAUCUUCGUUGCCUUCCUGAUGCACUUACAUAUCUUUAUUGGGAUGGAUGCCCUCUUAAAUCUUCGCCAUCAGAUUUUAGUCCAGAGAACAUUGUUAUCCUUCAAAUGCCUAACAGCCAACUUGAGCAACUUUGGGAUGGCGUUCAGGAUCUUGGGAAGUUAAAGGAGAUGGAUCUUAGUCACUCUACGCGCUUGACUAAAAUCCCAGACCUUUCUCACGCUUCAAACCUUGAGACUGUAAAUCUUGAAUACUGUAUAAGUUUGCUUCAACUUCCUCCAACUCUGCAACAUCAUAGCAAGCUUAGUUCUCUGAAUCUGAGAUGCUGCUCAAAACUUGAGAAACUUCCAGAGCUAUCAAGGAAUAUGAAAGAGUUAGUUUUGGAAGGAUGUACAAAAAUAAAAGAAAUUCCCUCAUCAAUUGGAUCUCUGGACAAACUCGAGUCAUUGAAUCUUCACAACUGUAAAGCCCUUAUGAAUCCUCCCAGCGGCACUAGUAAUCUGGAUUCAUUGAAAUCUCUGAAUCUCUCUGCCUGCACAUCCAUUGACAUGUUUCCAAGUCUUCCAAGGUUUCUAAAUUGGUUACAUAUGAGUGGAACAAGGAUAAAGGCAGUGCCAUCAUCAAUGGACGAACUGUCUGGCCUAGUUAAGUUUUAUCUCAAAGGUUGCAAAAGGCUUGAGAGUCUCCCUACUAGCAUUUAUAAUCUAAAAGCUCUCACAUUUCUUUCUCUCUCUGGAUGUUCAAAAUUGAGAUAUUUUCCGGAAAUCUCAGAGCCUCUGGAAAGUUUACGCUUCCUCCAUUUUAAUGGAACAGGAAUUAAAGAGCUACCCUUUUCCAUUGGAAAUCUAAAUGGACUUAAAGAAUUGAACCUUGACAAGUGCUGCAACCUUGAAGCUCUACCUGACAGUAUAAAUAAAUUAAACAAUAUUGAAAACUUUUCCCUGUUUGGGUGCACAAAACUUGAAAAACUUCCCACUUUAUCAACUUCUUUAGCUGUCUUUUAAUAAUCUUACUUAACAAAUUGUUAUUUGUUACUAUAAUCUUUUUAGUUUUAUUAGCCUUCUGGUUUAUGUACACAAAAA
Ziziphus jujuba (common jujube) is the source of this 1382-nucleotide messenger RNA. Its product is annotated as protein SUPPRESSOR OF npr1-1, CONSTITUTIVE 1-like. The record is from RefSeq and is a predicted model, not a curated record. The transcript has 2 exons. Bases 408 to 1304 code for a protein of 298 amino acids. NCBI's taxonomy places the organism in Eukaryota, Viridiplantae, Streptophyta, Magnoliopsida, Rosales, Rhamnaceae.